CGGAUUGGUUUGCUUCCGCCAGGUAGGAGAACGGUCCAAUUUGACCCCAGGGAACAUAAGUGGAAACAAUGAGAGGUUGGAGAGGCAAGCCGGGGCAGAGCAGGGCGGGGAAAGCACUUCAGGAGCAACUGAUCAGAUGCCAGGAAGCGCCGCUGUGCUGGCCGGCUCCUGGGAACAGGUAAAUUAG
Molecule: messenger RNA, 187 nt
Organism: Podarcis lilfordi (Lilford's wall lizard)
Lineage: Eukaryota; Metazoa; Chordata; Lepidosauria; Squamata; Lacertidae
Source: the annotation of a GenBank genome assembly